AAAUAGUAUUAAUUUAAUACAAAUAACUGUUUUUUUUUCUUUUAUAAUAAAAUAAAAGAAAAUAAAAAAAAAAUCAAUAAUAGUAAUAGUAAUAAUAAUAAUAAUAAUAAUAAUAAUAAUAAUAUAAGUAAUAAAUAUAAUAGUAUAUUGUAAUAAAAUAAAGAAAUGGAAAUUCUUAAUAUAAAUCAAUUUCCUGUAAUUAUUUUAAAAAAGAUUUUUUCCCUAGUAACAAAUAAUGAAUUAUCAUCAAAUUAUUUUCAAAUAUCAUUGGUAAAUAAACUAUGGCUAAAAUAUUGUUCAGAGACUAUUUAUACUAUAGAGUUUAGUGAAACACAGAUACCAAAUGAACCAGCUGUAAAUAAAUUCUUAAUAGGUUUCAAAUCUACAUAUUCACUAAGCUUUAAACAUUGCACAAUCAAUAUUCAACAACUUUCACUUAUAGUUCAAAAUUUAUUUUUUUUAAAUGAAUUAAACAUAUCAUAUUGCAAACUUUUUAAUAGUAAUAACAAUAAUAAUAAUAAUAAUAAUAAUAAUAAUAUUUAUAAUUCAGACAAUUUAAAAGUCAUAGGUUUACCGCAACAAUCACCACCACAGGACCAAAAGCAACAAAUUUUAAAUAAUAUUUUAUCAUUUAACCAAAUUGAUAUAAAUGACUUAGCAACAUUAGCAGAUAUACCAAACCACUAUAAGAUCAGAUUGACAAUCAAUUUAAUGUACUCAAAUACGAUUUCCAUAAUAUCAUUUAUAAUGAAAGCAAAUCAAUCAAUUAUAAACUCGCUAGAUUUAAACAGAUGUAAAAUUGGAAGAUAUAUAAAUAGUUUAGGAGAGUUUUCAGAUAUUUUAAAGACAAACUUUAGUUUAAAACACUUGGAUUUAUCCAGUAAUCAAAUUAAUGGUGAAGCUGCCACCAAAUUAGCAAAUUGUUUAAAGUGUAACCAUAGUAUAGAGACUCUAAAUCUAUCAUUCAACGAUAUGAAAAGCGUUGGUUCAGUUCAAAUAGCCAAUUGCCUCAAAGUGAAUCAAUCUAUAGCAAGUUUAAAUUUCAGUUCAAAUUUCCCAGAUGAGGAAGGUACCCAUGCAUUUGCUGAAAUGAUACGUGAUAACCAUUCUUUAACAAGUUUAAAUUUAUCAAGCAAUAGGAUUUCAUUUGAACGUGUACCAUUGAUCGCUGAAGCUUUGGCAAAAAACAAAACUUUAUUACAUUUAAAUUUACAAAGAAAUUUAAUAGAAGGUCGUGGCUCAGAGUUUAUAGCUCAUGGUUUAUCAAAGAAUUCAAGUUUAACAGAUAUCAAUUUCUCUUCAAAUAAAUUUUCAAAUAUAGGUGCAACAUUAAUAGCGAAAGCAAUAGCAUUCAAUCCAAAUACAAAAAUAACAAAUAUCGAUUUAAAUUCAAACUCCAUCGAGUCUAGUGGUGCCAUAGCAUUCUCUGAUAUUGUAUUAUAUAAUAAAAGUGUAACAAAUUUAGAUUUGUCUAUAAAUUGGAUUGACUCUAGUGCCCUAAUGGAUAUCUCACAAGCAUUCCUAAAUAAUUCAAAUUCAUCGAUUAAAUCUAUUGAUCUCUCAAACAAUACUAUUUGUGAAAGAGGUGCUGGCUAUCUUGGUAAAGCUCUUUUGUCCAAUUGCUCCCUAAAGCAUCUAAAUCUAUUUUGUAAUAAUCUAGAAAAACAAGGCGCAAUCGAGCUUUCUAAAUCUAUUGAAAUGAAUAGUACCUUAACCUCAUUGGAGCUAUCUUCUAAUUUAAUUGGUGAUGGGGGUUUGGAAUCACUCUCAGCUGCUUUAAUCAAAAACAAAUCAAUUGUUUCAAUUAGCUUAUCACAAAGUUCAAUUACAGUCGAAGGUGCGCAAUACCUUGUGCCUCUAUUAGAGAAAAAUAAUACAAUCGAAUUUUUAGACUUGUCAUACAAUUCAAUAGGUCCAAUUGGUGCUCAAAAAAUAAGUGAACCCCUUAAAACAAAUAAAACAAUAACAUCAUUAGAUUUAUCUUCAAACUCGAUCGGAGAUCAAGGUGCCUCUGCAAUAUCUGAAAUUUUUCCGCUAAACUCAACUCUUAAAAGGCUGUCACUCUAUAAUAAUAAAAUCGGUUCAAUUGGCGCUAUAUCGAUAGUGGAUAAUUUAAUUAAGAACCAUUCUCUUUACAGUAUAAAUUUAUUAGCAAAUAGAAUCGAUUCUUCAAUUUUAAAAAGAAUUUUAAAAAGAUUAGAGAGUCUUUUACCUGCUCCUUCAUAAACAUUAAUAAUAAUUAAUAAUAAUACAAAUAAUACAAAUAAUAAUACAAAAAAGAUAAUAUUUUUUUUAAAUUGAAAAGAAUAAAUUUUUUUAAAUAUUUUUUACUUUUUUUCUAUAUCUU
This is a messenger RNA of Dictyostelium purpureum, 2347 nucleotides long. RefSeq lists its product as uncharacterized. The transcript is spliced from 2 exons. The record is from RefSeq and is a predicted model, not a curated record. Lineage: Eukaryota; Evosea; Eumycetozoa; Dictyosteliales; Dictyosteliaceae. Bases 166 to 2226 code for a protein of 686 amino acids. Gene Ontology annotation, molecular function: protein binding.